AUGCCAGAAACAGUAAAUAAAGAUUUGGGUAAACAAAGUGAAAUUGGCCAGAGACUGUUCGACUGUUUUCUGAAAGAACGAGUCCAGUCUGGCAAAGUUAAUCUUUGGUCAACCAUGAAGAAGAGAAAACUCCUAACAUCGAAAACCACUGCAAAGGCCGUGAAGGUGACUGCACCAGACAAGAUUGUGGAGCUUCAAGAGGAUAGGUCCCUUUUCGCAAGUAUGAUGAUGGUGUGCAAGAGCAGGCCACAAAUCAAUAUCAAGGAGACUGUAGGCCAAUACGAAUUUUCCAUAGUCAGCUGAAUUUUAGAUAGAUCAUUGUUUGCUGCUGAUGGCGCUCACUGUUUAUCCAAGAGUAAUCUAAUGAGCAUUCUAGAGAAGGUGAACGACAACAGAAACAACAGGAGAGUAGCUGGUCCAAACAAAGAUCAAGUGAAAGUUGCUAUUGUAGAUGGGAUGGCAAAAGUCCACUCACUUGGCAAGCCCGAGUGGAUCAGAAAUUGUGCACAGCUAGCUGACCACUUCAGCAACUUUGUUAUGCAGAGGUACACUGGAAGUAAUGAAGUGGGAUUAAUUUUUGACAGAUAUAAUUUACUGUGGGGGUUAUAGGAAGCACUCAAGGUCGGUUGGUCGGUUGGUUGGUUGAUUGGUGUAAACUUUCAUUGUAUGCAAAUCAGCCUUGUGAUGAGGAGGCGGUUUAUUUCAAGCGGUAACUUCAAUGGAGCACCAUUUUGGUUUUGUCACAUUACAUGCUCAGCCAUGCGCAUGUUACUAGAAUUUUCCAAUUAAAACCUGUGUUAGUCCAGAAAAACCUCGUCAAACUUUGUUAUGCAUUUGAAAAUGAAAAAUUAUUUGAAAACAGUAACAUAUAAAUAGACCAUACAAAGAUAUCCAAAACAAUCAUAUCUGAAUUUUCCAGUGACAUUUUCUAUUAGUUGUUUCUCUUUUGUUUUGAGCUGUUCAGCAGCUGUCGAGCUUCCCUCUGACACUGAUACAUCACCAACAUCAACUUUGCAUGAGUGGAAAAUCAGGACUUUGAAAACUGGCCGCUUAAUACAGAGUGGCUGCUUAAUGCAGGGCUGUCGUAUACAGGUUCAACCAUUAUCUGGAAUUGUGUGAGAAAACUCUGUUUGACACCGGAGGAGGGCAACACCAUCGUAUUAUUGACAGAGCUGAAACCAACUGUUCAAACUCUUGGGCCAGAUAAGAUAGCAACACUUCCAGCAUUCCACACCCUAAGCAGAGCCAACAACAAAGGAAGACAGGGAAAGCUUCUCUGCUUGAAGAUAUUUGCAGAAGUGGAUUCAUCCAUUAUCAAGUGCUGCCCUUGCAGAACUUGGGCAAGCUGCUCAUCCAAAUGA
Molecule: messenger RNA, 1361 nt
Organism: Porites evermanni
Lineage: Eukaryota; Metazoa; Cnidaria; Anthozoa; Scleractinia; Poritidae
Source: the annotation of a GenBank genome assembly